AUGCCUCUCCACGCCGCGGUUCGCGUGCUCUGCGUCGGCCCGAACCCGGCGCUCCAAAAGGUGCUCUCCUUCCCGAGCAACGUCGAGCUCGGCGGCGUGAACCGUGCCGCGUCGUGCGACACGUACGUGGGCGGCAAGGGUCAGGGCGCCGCCCUGGCGCUCCACCGCUGGGCGGGAGGCAGCGGCGCGACGACCGGCGUGGCUCAAUUCCUCGGCGGCGGCUCCGGCGACUUUGUGGACGCCGAGCUGAAAGCGGCCGGCCUGGCCACGCUCACCACUCGCGUGGGCGCUGCGACCCGGACGUGCACGACGCUGCUCGACGAGGCCAACAAGGGCGCUCCGACCGAGCUGAUCGAGCCCUCCGGAGCGGUAUCGGAGGCCGAGCUCGCCUCUCUGCUCGCCGCCCUCGACCAGGCGGCGCAAAACUACGACGCGUUUGCGCUCUGCGGCACCACGCCGCCCGGCGCGGGAGAGCUGUACGAGCGCGUCUGCUCCCUCCUCCUCGCGCGAGCGGACGGCGCGGACCCGCUGCUGCUGCUCGACGGCUUCAAGGGCGUCGAGAGGGUCCUCGCCUCGCGCCGUCUCGACAUCCUCAAGCUCAACCUCGACGAGCUCCUCGCGCUGACAGAGAGGAGCGACGCCGACGCCGCCGCCGCCGAGCUCUUCGCCACCGUCCUCACCCGGCCGGGAUGCGUGCUGGCCGUGACCGACGGCCCGCGUCCCGCGCUCAUCUUCCUCGCGGGCGGCGGCUCCGCCUCGCUGCGCGUGCCAGAGAUCCGCUGCGUCAACGCCAUCGGCGCGGGCGACGUCUGCACCAGCAUCUUCCUGUACCAUGCGGCCGUGGCGCGCGAGGCGGGGCCGCUCGACCUCGACGCUGCGGCGUCCGCCUUUGCGUGGGGCCUGGCCGCCGCGUGCGCGCGCUGCCUGCAGGAGCUUCCCACCUUUGAGCAGGCGGCCGUGCACGCGAUGAGGGAGAGGAUCGUGAUUGAGCGCCGAGGCUAG
Molecule: messenger RNA, 1002 nt
Organism: Emiliania huxleyi CCMP1516
Lineage: Eukaryota; Haptophyta; Isochrysidales; Noelaerhabdaceae
Exons: 1
Coding region: 1-1002 (333 amino acids)
Source: RefSeq, a predicted model, not a curated record